This is a messenger RNA of Debaryomyces hansenii CBS767, 594 nucleotides long. RefSeq lists its product as uncharacterized. The transcript has a single exon. Bases 1 to 594 code for a protein of 197 amino acids. The record is from RefSeq and is a predicted model, not a curated record. Lineage: Eukaryota; Fungi; Ascomycota; Pichiomycetes; Serinales; Debaryomycetaceae.
AUGGAACGGCAGGAUGAAACCAUUAAGAUAAUUUCGGAUCUUGUUCAAUCUGUGAACUCACAAAUUGGCACUUCAUCGAAUCAUAUAGCGACACUAGAAGGAUUGACUAAAAAGCUAAUACCUAAUGAGACAAAAGAGGUGGAGGUUCCAAAGAAACAGAAGGUAAAACGGGAGUGGUCACUAGAGGAAGAAGAGGAAUACAUAAUACGGGUGUUGGAGCAGCAACGGCUAGAACGGGUAAUGGAUUUGCAAAAUCAUGAGUAUUUGAAUGAGAAGCUAAUGGAACUAAUCGAUCUGAACGAAGAUAUAAUGCAAAGCGUCAAAGAAUAUCUCGAAAGGAAGGAAACGACAAGAAAUGAUGAGAGAAAGUUUGCUGAAUCAAGAAUUAAGCAUUUCACCGAUAAUUUGGUUGAACCAACUGUAGGCAUUCUUGAAUCAAACCUACUUCAAUUGAAUGACGGUAUAGAGAAAGUCGAGCAAAUGUUAAACGGAUCGGUAGAAUAUUUACAAAAUAGUGAACUGAAGAUGUCGCCUGAGUACCAGGAACAGGUUAAUGCAUUAAUUCAAGUUAUAAACAGGGCAUUUAAUAUAUAA